AUGCUGCGCCACGCACGGAAUGUGGUCAUCAAUGGAGGUGAAUUCUACAACGUCGACGUAUGGCAAAACCAAUCAGUUUCGGCCUUGGAAGGUAUAGAGUUGCUUUACGCCCACACCGACCCCGGCGCUCUCCAUAACUCAGAGGAGAGGUACGAUCCACCAAAGUGUCACCCCCUCACUCGGCAGGCCAUUCUCGACAAAUUAGUCGCAUGGAUAGAGGAUAUGGACGACAAAGGAUUCGAGGCUUUUUGGGUGUAUGGAUCAGCAGGAGUGGGGAAGUCAGCGAUUAUGCAGACCCUGGCAGAGCUCUUCCACGCUAAGUGCCGUCUUCUCGCCAGCUUCUUCUUUUCGAGGACUUCACCAACGAGGAACACCCCAGUUCAUUUUAUCACGACUCUAUCCUACCAGGUCGCUCUCUGUUCGCCUCGCCUUAGGGAAGCCAUCCGCAAAAUCGUUUCAACAGACCGGUCCAUCUUCGCUCGUUCCCUUGAAACACAACUCCAGGCGUUGGUCGUCAAGCCAAUUUUAGAGGCUCGUAAGGAGGAAGACUCCGAUAUUCCCACACUGAUCAUCAUCGACGGGCUUGAUGAGUGUCAUUCCCCCGACGAUCAGAACCGAAUUCUUCGGGCGCUUACUAACGCAUUGAAAGAUCAACCUCUCGGAAUUAAACUUAUAAUCGCCAGCCGCCCUGAGCAGGCCAUACGCACCGAAUUCGACUCCGGCGCUCUCAAGCUGUGCUCACGCCGCCUCUCUUUGAACGACUCUUCAUUGCGGGCAUGGAAAGAUAUCGACGUAUUUCUGAGGCAUAAAUUCCUGGAGAUCAAGACUUCGCACCCUCUGCGUUCCUACAUCCCGGACGGCUGGCCAUCGAAAUACGAUCUCGACCUACUAGUUCGCAAAUCGUCCAGUGACUUUAUCUUCCCUUCCGUCGUGAUGCGUUUUGUCGAAAGCCCUCGCCACAGGCCGGUUGAACGGCUGAAGAGAGUGUGUGGCUCGUCACCACGGGAAGGAGGAGACACCCCCUUCGGGGAGCUGGAUGCUCUCUAUACGACCAUUCUCUCUAGCGUUGAAAACAUUACGCCUGUGUUGGAGGCCCUGUUGGUCCUCUACACCAUUCGCUUAUUAGAACCAGAAGGGCGGAAGUCGAACAUUUCUAGUCAUCACUGCUUAUCCGUCGUUGCGAGAACCCUGCGAUACACGACGGAGGAGUUAAGGGUCUACUUGAUGGAUCUCACCUCUUUGAUUGACCUCGAAGCCACGGAUGACACUUGUAUCCGGAUAUUUCAUGCGUCCUUCACUGAUUUCUUGAUGGACGAGAAGCGCUCGCAGAAAUACUAUAUCGAUGCUGAAUGGCUUCAUAGCAACAUUGCGAGCCGCUGCGUCUUUCAUUGCAGCUACAUCUACAAAAUGAAAGGACUGCACGAUCUGUUCAAUACGAGGCUUACGCAGCACUACGUCACUUGCUUCUUACUGUGGCAUCUAGGCAAGAUUUCGCCUAGUGAAGCUCUCGUACGCCAGCUAUCGGACCUCGACACUACGUCCGUGCUUGUCUUCAACAAUUCUGAGUUUGUAACGAGUGAGAGAUGGCGUUUGUUUUUCGGAAUCGUUAACUUUAUUCGCACGUUGAAACGGCCCUACGCGGAAGGAAUGUACCUGGAAAAAAUGCGCUCCCUCGAAGACUAUUUGAAGCACAAAUUCUCUAUCUACCACUCGGAGCCGGCUCUGAGGGAUUUUGUGACGUCCAUGAUGUGGUACUUUAUGAUGGACUACGAUGGGAUCGAAGACUCGAAGGAGCGGCGUGCCCCAAUGUGGAAUAUUGUGAUGAUCGAUUUGAACGCCACCUACGAAGAUAGCUGCAUCCUCCACCUUUGCGGCCUCAUUGAUCAAGAUAAUCAGUCAGAAAUUGUCCCUUACCUCAGGGAAUUCCUUCUCAAUCCGGAACGUGCAGGCGAGUUUCGUAUCGAUGGACAACGGUAUGCCUCUCUUUCGCUUCAGUUCGCCAAGCGGUUGUACUCCGAACUCUUAGCCCUCCUCGAAGCAGACACCCCGCUCGGGAAUGACGCAAACACGAAACAAGGUCUAUCCGACAUGAGCAUUCCUUCGACCUUCCUGGGCGCGUGUCGUCUGCUUGUGUGGGCUGCCCCACUCGCAAAGCCACCAACGCAUUCGCCGCUGCUCCUUGGUGUCGUCUGA
Molecule: messenger RNA, 2193 nt
Organism: Cyclocybe aegerita
Lineage: Eukaryota; Fungi; Basidiomycota; Agaricomycetes; Agaricales; Hemipholiotaceae
Source: the annotation of a GenBank genome assembly